Nicotiana attenuata is the source of this 3899-nucleotide messenger RNA. Its product is annotated as filament-like plant protein 4. The transcript is spliced from 6 exons. The coding region runs from base 313 to 3519 and encodes 1068 amino acids. The record is from RefSeq and is a predicted model, not a curated record. NCBI's taxonomy places the organism in Eukaryota, Viridiplantae, Streptophyta, Magnoliopsida, Solanales, Solanaceae.
UUUGAUGUGAAUUUUUUCAUUAAUAUAUGAGUAUUACAUUGAUUCUCAGUUUCUCAUUGAAUUUCUGAUUUUACCUAUUUGGGAUCUUCCAGGUUCCAGAUUCUUGUAUUACUAUGCUUAUUUGCUUGUAAAAAUCUCGAUUACCUGUCAGCUCUGUCUACUCUGAUUUUGUUGCGUUAAAAGUGCACCGGAGGUGUAUCUUACGGGGUUAUAAUAGUCCUGCACUGCAGUGCAAAUUCUCAGUUUCAUUGUUUUGUGCUUAAUUCUUUGACUAAUUCCCGUUCCAAUUUAGUCCGAAAUUUCAAGUCUACAAUGGAUCGUAAGAGUUGGCCGUGGAAGAAGAAAUCAUCAGAUAAGACAGCAAGUGAGAAACCUGCAGCUCUUACAGUGGAAUCAGCAUCUGCCCCUUCAGACUCAACUGAAUCUCAGGGUAAACAGGAUAACUACAAGAAACCAAAAUAUGUGCAAAUUUCUGUUGAAUCUUAUUCACAUUUGACUGGACUUGAGGAUCAAGUUAAGUCUUUGGAGGAUCACGUUAAAUCUUUGGAGGAUCAAGCCAACUCUUUCGAGGAACAAGUGAAGAACUUAGAGGAUGAAAAUAAGGAUUUGAAUGAAAAGUUGUCUGCUGCGCAGACGGAAAUGACUAAUAAGGAGAACCUGGUGAAGCAACAUGCUAAAGUGGCUGAAGAAGCUGUCUCAGGUUGGGAGAAAGCUGAGUCAGAAGCUGCGACACUGAAAAAUCACCUAGAAUCAGUCACUCUUUUGAAGCUUACUGCAGAAGACCGGGCAUCACAUUUGGAUGGUGCACUCAAGGAGUGCAUGCGGCAGAUACGAAAUUUGAAAGAAGAGCACGAACAGAAGCUGCAUGAUGUGAUUCUCAGCAAAACCAAACAGUUUGACAAAAUGAAGCUUGAGUUUGAAGCAAAGAUAGCUAACUUGGACCAAGAGUUACUCAGGUCUGCAGCAGAAAAUUCCGCACUUACGAGGUCUUUGCAGGAGCGUUCUAGCAUGGUGAUAAAGCUCAGUGAAGAAAAAGCCCAAGCUGAAGCAGAAAUAGAGAUGUUCAAGAGCAAUAUUGAGUCAUGUGAAAAAGAAAUACAUUCUCUGAAAUAUGAACUCCAUAUUGCCUCAAAGGAGCUAGAAAUUCGUAAUGAGGAGAAAAAUAUGAGUGUACGCUCUGCAGAAGUAGCAAACAAGCAACACCUGGAGGGAGUAAAGAAAAUUGCGAAACUGGAAGCAGAGUGUCAGAGAUUACGUGGUCUUGUCCGGAAGAAGUUACCUGGGCCUGCAGCGUUGGCCCAAAUGAAGCUUGAAGUUGAGAGUUUGGGUCGAGAUUAUGGGGAUAGCCGUGUAAAGAAAUCCCAAGGCAGGCCUUCUAGUCCACAGUUUUCCAGUUUGCCUGAUUUUUCAUUUGAUACUGUGCAGAAAUACCAUAAAGAGAAUGAUCUACUCACCGAACGCCUUUUGGCAAUGGAGGAGGAAACAAAGAUGUUAAAGGAAGCUUUGGCACACCGGAACAGUGAAUUACAGGCCUCCAGGAGUAUUUGUGCAAAGACGGAGAGCAAGCUGCAAAGUUUGGAAGCACAACUGCAAGCUAAUGUUGAACAGAAGAGCCCAACAAAGUCCACAGUUCGAUUGCCUACUGAAGAUGGAAAUGACGAUAAUGCUAGCUGUGCUGGGUCAUGGACGACAUCAUCAAUGGCUGAACUCUCCCAUAUUAAGAAGGAAAAGAACUUUGACAGUCCGCAUAAAUCUGAAAGUGCAAGUCACCUGGAUCUCAUGGAUGACUUUUUGGAGAUGGAGAAAUUAGCUUAUCAGUCCAGUGACACAAAUGGAGCAGUUUCAAGUCCAGAUGAUAAUUCAAAACCUGAAACUACAAACGUUGACACCUCUUCUCCGCAGAAAGAACAUAACGAGACACUUAUAUCAGGAAAUCAAGCAUCUCCCAAAGAGGAAGUAUCGACACCGAGUCGUCUAUCCGUUUCAGAUGCAUCGAUAUUCAUGAAGCUCCAAUCAAGAAUUUCAAUGGUUUUGGAGUCUUUGAUAAAGGAAGCUGACGUUCAAAGAAUUCAAGAGGAUCUCAGACAGAUUUUGCAGGAAAUGGGCGACACCAUCCUACCGCAAUCAGCUACGAGCACUGUUGAGACUACUAUUUUCUCUGAUACUGCAACUGAAUCUCAGCCCUCUCAUGAUGAUGGUGAGGCAAACAUAGAAAAGGAAAUUCCUGUUUCACAAUAUAGUAAACCAUGCGACGAGACAGUCAAUGGUAUUAGCAAAGAAUUAGCUGAUGCUAUGUCUCAAAUUCAUGACUUUGUACUUGUUCUGGCAAAAGAAGCAAAGGCUGUCCAGGGAACAGCUGCAGACGGUAGUGGAAUAAAUGAAAAAAUGGAUGAUUUCUCUGCCACUUAUGCUGCAGUAAUAAGCAGCAGGUUAAGUAUGGUGAAAUUUGUCCUUGAUCUCUCUCGUGUCCUGAGUAAUGCGAGCGAACUACACUUCAAUAUCCUCGGCUACAAGAAUUCUGAAAUAGAAAUAAGUACAUCUGAUUGCAUAGACAAGGUUGCUUUACCAGAAAAUAAAGGUCUUCAGCAUUCAGGAGAGGAGGGAUACGCAAAUGGUUGCGCUCAUUUUUCUGAUUCCACUUCUGAUCCAGAUAUUCCUCAUGAAGGAAGCCUUGUUCCCACUUCAGAGUCAGCAUCAACCUCUUUGAAGUGCUCGUUGGAGGAGUUUGAACAGUUGAAACUAGAGAAAGAGGAUAUGGCUCUUGAUCUUGCUAGAUAUUCUGAGAACUUGGAAAGCACUAAAUCUCAAUUGUCUGAAACCGAGCAGCUUUUAGCAGAAGUGAAGUCACAAUUGGUAUCUGCUCAAAAGGCAAACAGUUUGGCUGAAACUCAGCUCAAAUGCAUGGCAGAGUCGUAUAAUUCACUCGAAACUCGGACUGAGGAGUUGCAAACUGAAGUAAACCGUCUUCAGGCAAAGAUAGAAAGUCUCGAUAACGAGCUUCAAGAGGAAAAGAAGAGUCACGAGGAAGCUUUAGCCAGAUGCAAGGAUCUCGAAGAACAACUGCAAAGGAUUGAGAGUUCUCCAGCUGCUGAUCUUGAUGCCAAGAACAACCAGGAGAAAGAGUUAGCAGCUGCAGCAGAGAAGCUGGCCGAGUGUCAAGAAACCAUAUUUCUUCUUGGAAAACAGUUGAACUCCUUGCGUCCGCAGACGGAGUUUAUGGGGUCUCCAUACGUCGAUAGAAGUUUAAAAGGUGAGGGCUUUCGGGAAGAACCGACAACCACCAGCAUGAACUUGCAUGAAAAUGAUUUGGCCGAGUCCCCUCCUGUGGAUAUAUACAAUGUGCCGUAUAGUCCGUCAGACUCUGAUUUAAACAAUCCAUUGAGAUCACCAAUCAGCUCAAAGUCUCCGAAACACCGGCCUACUAAAUCUGGUUCUUCUUCAUCUUCUGGUCCGACACCUGAAAAACAAGCUCGUGGUUUCAGCCGAUUCUUUUCUUCUAAAGGAAAGAAUGGCUAUUAGCCUGCAGCUUGCACGCUUUGUAUGCCAUUCGUUUGACAAGUCGACUAAUAAGAUUGGAAGGCACGACAUGUUGACUCGACUACUGUAGAUAAUGAGUUACAGAUUCUCAUUUUGCUUUGUUGAGGUAAUCACACUUUGGAAUUUCCUAUUGGCCAGUUCAGGCUUAAAGGUAUACAAGAAAAGUCACUUCUCUUGUUCAUUAGCUUCUAUCUGUCUUUUUCUUUUUUGGUGUAGCGAAGUUCUUAAAAUGUAUGUACACGUUCUGCUCCUGGAAAUUACAUAGUGGAAGAUGCCAUUUUGUAUGUUGUCUUGUAUGAAAGGAUGUUUUGUGAUUACUAUGAAAUAAUAGUUGUAUGACAUGACUGUAUAUGAUUUAUAUA